AUGCCUUCACUCUCAGAAGCAUACAGAGCCCACCCCGUUCCCGUUUACCACAAGCACCCCGACUUCGACUCCCUACAAGAACUCCCUGAAUCUUACACUUGGACACACCUUGACGAUCAUGCUUACCCUUCCAAUUAUAGCAUCAAGGAAACUGUCCCUGUUAUUGAUCUCAAUGACCCAAAUGCUUCAAAGCUGAUAGGCCAUGCAUGCAAAACUUGGGGUGUCUUUCAAAUUGUAAACCAUGGCAUCCCCAUAAGCCUCCUUGAUGACAUUCAUGGAACUGGCCAAACCCUUUUCUCUCUUCCUUCUCACCAAAAGCUUAAAGCAGCUCGUUCCCCUGACGGCGUUUCUGGCUAUGGCGUCGCUCGUAUCUCCUCAUUCUUCCCCAAACUCAUGUGGUCUGAGGGCUUCACAAUCCUUGGAUCCCCUCUCGAACAUUUUCGUCAGCUAUGGCCCCAAGAUUACGGCAAAUACUGUGAUAUUGUCGUGCAAUACGAUGAAACCAUGAAAAACCUAGCGGGAAAGCUAAUGUGGCUCAUGUUAGAUUCUCUCGGUAUUACAAAGGAUGACAUCAAAUGGGCUGGUUCAAAUGACCAAAUCAAAAAGGCUUGUGCUGCUUUGCAAUUGAACUCCUACCCGAGCUGUCCGGAUCCGGAUCGGGCCAUGGGUCUUGCCCCGCACACAGACUCGACCCUUCUCACAAUCCUUUACCAAAAAAACAUCAGUGGGUUGCAGGUUCAACGGGAAGGAUCCGGGUGGGUGACGGUGCCACCACUUCCCGGCGGGCUCGUGAUCAAUGUUGGCGACCUCCUCCACAUUUUAUCAAACGGGUUGUACCCAAGUGUGCUCCAUCGGGUUCUAGUGAACCGGACCCGUCAGCGGUUUUCGGUUGCUUAUCUAUAUGGGCCCCCAGCCAAUGUGGAGAUUGGGCCACAUGCAAAGCUUGUAGGCCCAAGUCAACCUCCGGUUUAUCGACCAGUGACUUGGAACGAGUACCUUGGAACCAAAGCAAAGCAUUUCAAUAAGGCUCUCUCGUGGGUUCGGCUUUGUGCACCUAUUAACGGUUUGUUUGAUGUAAACGAGUCUCACGAAAAGAGUGUGCAUGUUGGUUAG
Molecule: messenger RNA, 1113 nt
Organism: Gastrolobium bilobum
Lineage: Eukaryota; Viridiplantae; Streptophyta; Magnoliopsida; Fabales; Fabaceae
Product: gibberellin 3-beta-dioxygenase 1-like
Exons: 2
Coding region: 1-1113 (370 amino acids)
Biological process (GO): gibberellin biosynthetic process; response to light stimulus
Molecular function (GO): gibberellin 3-beta-dioxygenase activity
Source: RefSeq, a predicted model, not a curated record